AUGCCCAACAAUAAGGAGAGCUCUCAUGCUACCGAGGCUCACAUUUCAGCUCAUGAUGCACAAGGCCCUGGCGUGACAUCCGAUACUGGAAGUCCAGGCGUCAAGCGGAUCGAGGCUCUUUCAUCUCACCUACAUAUCCUCGACCGUGUGUUCCUUUUCUGUGGAGUCUUCCUCAUUGCCUACGUCUACGGUCUCGAUGGCCUACUGCGGGGCACUUAUCAGCCAUACGCAACGGCGUCAUAUGGGUUACAUAGUGUGUUAUCAAGUGUCGAUAUCCUAAGAGCGGUUAUUGCAGCAGCAGCGCAGCCAACUGCAGCUAAGAUCGCCGAUGUUUUUGGGAGAGUGGAAUUGAUCUUGGUCUCAAUAUUCUUCUAUACUCUUGGGACUAUAGUUGAGGCGUCCUCGAGUACGGUCGAGCAGUUUGCUGCGGGCGCUGUGUUGUAUCAGAUUGGAUACACGGCUAUUAUCCUACUGGUCGAGGUUCUGGUUGCGGACGUCACUUCGCUUCGCUCUCGUCUGCUGUUCUCAUAUAUUCCAACACUUCCAUUCUUGAUCAACACUUGGAUUAGUGGAAACAUAACUGGGGCUGUUUUGGGAGUGACUACAUGGCGCUGGGGAAUCGGCAUGUUUGCAAUAAUCUAUCCAAUCUGCACGCUCCCUCUUCUCAUGGUACUUUAUAUUGUGUACCACAGGGCCAAAAAGGAUGGUACAGUAGAUCAUAUCGCAAGCUCCUUUCGGACUUUGGGUGUUCGUCGCCUGGCGAUUGAGUUGUUUUGGCAGUUGGACGUGAUUGGCAUUAUCUUGAUGAUCGCUUUCCUUGCCAUGAUUCUGGUACCUCUCACGAUAGCUGGCGGCCUGGAUUCCCAGUGGAAGAAAGCAAAGAUUAUCGUCCCUCUCGUUUUGGGGCUGUGUUGCAUUCCGGCAUGGGUUGUUUGGGAGAGAGCUUGCAAGCAUCCCAUGGUCCCAUUCAAGCUACUAAAGGAUAGAGCAGUCUGGGGUGCCUUGGGGAUAGCUGUUAUGCUAAACACUGCAUGGGCUCUUCAGAGUGAAUAUCUCUACACUGUCCUCAUUGUUAGCUUUGGCGAGAGUAUUACAAGCGCAACGAGGAUCAGGUCCCUUUACAGCUUUGCCAGCGUCCUCACCGGUUCCAUUCUAGGUAUCGUAGUAUUCAAGGUCAGGCGUCUCAAACCAUUCAUUGUUGGAGGUACAUUGUUGUUCAUGGUAGCCUACGGAAUCUUGAUCUAUUACCGCGGAGGGCCCACAUCAUCCAGUCAUUCGGGGAUAAUUGGCGGCCAAAUCCUUCUGGGUAUUGCUGGAGGAUUGUUUCCCUACCCUGCGCAGGCCAGCAUUCAGGCUGCCACCAAGCAUGAGCACCUGGCUGUCGUCACAGGAUUAUUUCUAGCCUGCUACAAUAUUGGCACUGCAGUAGGAGGAAGCAUUUCUGGCGCGGUCUGGACCCAGAUUCUCCCCGGAGAGCUAAACAGUAGACUCGGCAACGCCACAUUGGCCACUCAAGCGUAUAAGGAUCCAUUCACAUUCAGUGCUACUUACCCAAUUGGGACUCCGGAUCGCGAUGCCGUGGUGGCUGCCUACAAGCAUACACAAAGGCUACUGUGCAUUACCGGCAUUUGCUUGACCGUGCCGCUGGUUGCAUUUUCUCUCUGCACCCGCAACUUGGUUCUGACGAAAGAGCAAAGUUUCGCAAAUGCCGAAGAGGAUAGUGCUGAAGCUUGA
This is a messenger RNA of Aspergillus niger, 1734 nucleotides long. RefSeq lists its product as uncharacterized. NCBI's taxonomy places the organism in Eukaryota, Fungi, Ascomycota, Eurotiomycetes, Eurotiales, Aspergillaceae. Gene Ontology annotation, molecular function: siderophore-iron transmembrane transporter activity. Bases 1 to 1734 code for a protein of 577 amino acids. The record is from RefSeq and is a predicted model, not a curated record. Gene Ontology annotation, biological process: transmembrane transport; intracellular iron ion homeostasis. Gene Ontology annotation, cellular component: endosome; vacuolar membrane. The transcript has 12 exons.